AUGAGAGCAAGUGACCCCAAGGGCCCCAGCAGGGGGGCCCCCCAGGGUGUACGUACGGCCCACGCCCGCCCCUCCCGAACCCCUCAAAAGGGCCCCAGGGCCAGCUCAACAGCCCCAAGAGAAGCGGCAGCAGCAGCAGCAGCGACAACGCCACACCCUGCAGCAGCAGGAGCCACAACGCCGCGCCCGGCAGCAGCAGCAGCAGGAGCCACUCCGCGCUCAGUAGCAGCAGCAGCAGCAACGCCGCGGCCAGCGACAGCAGCAGCAACGCCACGACCAGCUUCUGCGGCAGCAUCAGCAGCAACGCCCAGACCAGCAGCAACAGCAGCAGCAACGGCACGUACAGCAGCAGCAGCAGGAGCCACAAAGGCACAAACAGAAGCAGCAGCGCUGAGGCCGGCAGCAGCACCGGGACGAGCAGCAGUAGCAGCGGCAGCAACACCUGCACCACCAGCAGCAGAAACGGCAGGAACACCAGCACCCCCAGAAGCAGCAGCAGCAGCAGCACCAGUGGCAGCAACGCCAGCACCUCCAGCAGCAGUAGCAGCAGCAGCAGAAGCAGCAGCAACGGGGGACCUAGAAGAAUCAGAAAAAGAAAAUGGAUUUAAAGUGGCUGUUAGAAUUCGGCCUUUAAAUGAAAAAGAGAAGAAAGAGGGAGGGGCCCUUUGCUGCUCCUAUGACGGCAAGGGCGGCGGGGUGGGUAUCUGUGAGUGGGUUUUUGGUUUUGCUGCAGCAAAACGGCCGCAGCAAAUUUACGCUAAGGGCCUCAAGGGAGGGGCCCCCCAUUGCCUUGCAGCAGAUCCGGGGGGCCCCCAUGUUUCUGUGUCUUCUGGAGAUGGAAUUCUUCGCUUAUUAGAUCUGAGACAAAACAAGAAAGUCCUGUUUGCUGCAGAGGUGCAGGCGGGUCCAGCCACAGCUAUCUGCACUGUACCGCAGCCCUAUGAGGGGCCCCCGCCCCUCCCCACUGUGGCCCUGGCGGGGCCCCAGGGGCCCCCCUGCAUGCACAACUACAGCACUUGGGGGCCCCUCAGGGGCCCCCCUUGUUCUUCUUUAGCAGCCCUGCCUCGCGCCUGCAUGCGCAUGCACACCAAAGACCCCCCAGGCUUUGAAGGGGGCCCCCUCGUGGGGGGCCCCCAAGCGCCUGGGGAGCCCCCCGGGGACCCCCCUGGGGACCCCCGGGCCUCGGGGGGCCCCCAGGGAAAAACCCUUGUAGGCAGCGGCAGCUUCUUGGCGGGGCUCUGCAGCGAAGGAGAGGGGGCCCCCGUUGUGUGGGACUUGCAGCAAGAGCUGGGAUGGGGGGCCCCCCAAGCUGCUGCUGCUGACUGCAGAAGCAGCAGCAGCAGCAGCACAGCUGCUGCUGAGGAUGCUGUUGCUGCUGCCGCACCACAAGGCCCAAAGGGUACAGAAGGGGCAGGGGCCCCCUUAACAGCACUUGCUGCUUGGGGCCCCCGGGGCUGCUUUGUGUCUGGGGACCAAUUCAUGCGUCUAGCUGCUGUUGCUGCUGCUGCCGCAGAUUCAUGCGUCGCUGCUGUUACCGUUGUCCAACUGCAGCUCAUACUGCAGCAACUGCAGCAGCAGCAGCAGCAGCAGCGAGAGUAG
This is a messenger RNA of Eimeria tenella, 1599 nucleotides long. RefSeq lists its product as uncharacterized. The transcript has 6 exons. Bases 1 to 1599 code for a protein of 532 amino acids. Lineage: Eukaryota; Apicomplexa; Conoidasida; Eucoccidiorida; Eimeriidae. The record is from RefSeq and is a predicted model, not a curated record.